AUGACCAUGUUCGUCUGCUGGCGCAGUACAAGUGGAAAGGUGCCUCUGGUCGCAGCGGAAAGGCGUCUUUACUGCUGUACGGGAAGGUGUGAGACAAGCGCCAAGCCCCACCUGAACUUGAGACCUGCAGGCAACGCGUGUUUGGAAGAAGAAUACCGCUCUCCCUGGAACAGCAGCAAUGUCCCUCAGCAGGUAUUCCACUCUGUGAAGAUGUGGAACGCCGUGAACAAAUUCCACGUUCCUUACAAGAGGAGACGUCAAAAGUUCUUCAAGAGCCGAGAUGAGCUCCAGCGGGAAGUGGAGGAGCGCGUGGCCCUCAGGACAGUCAGGGCCGGGGACGGACCGUUCUCGGGAGACGACUGGGACGCGUUUUUACCCAAAAAGGAUCUGAGGGAGCUGCUGGGACCAAUGAAGCGCUGUGCCGUCGUCAUGUCCUCAGGCUCCAUGAGGGACUCGUCGCUCGGGUCGCAAAUCGAUGAACACGACGCAGUUAUUCGCUUCAACGCAGCUCCAACCAAGGGCUUCAGCGCAGACGUGGGCAACAAAACGACUUUGCGCCUCAUCAACUCCCAACUCAUGACCGUUGAGGCGAAAUUCCUGAGCAACCCCUUGUACCACACAGGAGUGCUCAUCGUGUGGGAUCCCGCUCCCUACUCCAGAGACCUGUAUGCUUGGUACAAGAAGCCAGACUUCAACUUCUUCCCCAAGUACAAGGAGUACCGAAAGGCCCACCCUGAGCAGCCUUUUUACAUCUUGAGCCCCAGCGUGCAGUGGGACCUGUGGGACGUGAUUCAGGAGAAUUCCGAGACGGACAUCCAGCCCAACCCCCCCUCCUCUGGCAUGCUGGGCAUCACGGUGAUGAUGAGCCUCUGCGAGGAGAUCACCAUCUACGAGUUCCUGCCAUCGCGCCGAAGAAGCGACUUGUGCUACUACUUCAAAGGACAUAUCAACAAGCAGUGUACCAUCGGACAUUACCACCCCUUGACCUUUGAAAAGAUGCUCAUCAAACGGCUCAACCGAGGCCACAACUGCGACAUUCACGAUUUCGGGAAAGUUUCGCUCUGCGGAUAUUCACGCCCCACCAGCGCAGCACACGAAUCCGUCAUCGUGCCGGGGCUCACAGUUCAUCAGGAGGAACGGAUGGAAGAGGCCGACAAAAGAAAGACAUCGUCACGGUAUGAGGAAGCGGCGGAGCAGUGCGCCCCCAAGAGGCCCGAGUCCAAUGAAGGAGGCUGCAGGGCUUUGCAGGGAGCUCUUCCUCCACUGUCACAGCAGCAGGAAGCUCAGGAGGGUCAUUACUGA
Messenger RNA from Scleropages formosus (Asian bonytongue), 1302 nucleotides. RefSeq names its product beta-galactoside alpha-2,6-sialyltransferase 1-like. Gene Ontology annotation, molecular function: beta-galactoside alpha-2,6-sialyltransferase activity. Gene Ontology annotation, cellular component: Golgi apparatus. The transcript is spliced from 6 exons. Bases 1 to 1302 code for a protein of 433 amino acids. NCBI's taxonomy places the organism in Eukaryota, Metazoa, Chordata, Actinopteri, Osteoglossiformes, Osteoglossidae. Gene Ontology annotation, biological process: sialylation. The record is from RefSeq and is a predicted model, not a curated record.